UGGAUUUUGACCCAGCAAGGAGUAUGUGAUGUAUUUCCAAGUCAGGAUUGUGAGUGGCUUUGAGAGCAACUUACAGCACGGCGAGUGAACUGGACCGAGCGCCUGAACAGUGACUCAGUGCAGACUGGAGGUGCCCACUGUUAUGAGAGCAAAUUAACAGCAGCAGAGAAGCUGCACAAUGAUUGUUCUCCUGGUCUUCUGCUUUUCUCUGGCCGUUUGGGGACAGGAGCUUUGGAAUUUAAGGGGUGAUGUCGACUACUUGGACCUGGAUUCUCGUUCUGAGUUUCCACGCGUUCCGAGACAGGUCAUCAUGUCGCAGAGAUCGGACAGUAAGCCCCACAUGACAGAUUUCAUUGUGAAAUCCACUAUCUUUUCUCGCUAUGCGUUCACAGCUGUUUCCUCCACUAUGAUCAAUCGAGCAUUUCGGCCCAAAGAUGCAGUUUUCCAGAUACAGAUUCCAGCUCGUGCCUUCAUUUCUAAUUUCACAAUGAUAAUUGGCAAAAAAGUACACCAGAGUAAAGUGAUGACCAAAGCAAAGAAUUCCAAAGACAAAAUAAAAGAACAUUCAGGAAAAAAUAACAAGAACAAUGAGGUGGAAACUUUCACUGUUACUGUAAGUUUGCCUGCAAGGACCAAAGCACUGUUUCUGCUGACUUAUGAAGAGCUGUUGGAGAGACAUCUAGGACAGUACACACAUGUGAUCAGUGUCAGGCCCAUGCGGGUCAUUCUGAAACUCCUGGUGGAGAUCCACUUGACAGAAUCUUCUGGGAUCACUUUGCUGGAAGUUGCACUCCUAGGAAACAGCGAGCGAAUCAGUCAAGGGCUUGAAGCCUCGCCUCCACCAUCCACCAAAAUCAACCAGACCAGAACAACAGCCCACAUCAAAUUUGCCCCAACAAUUAGCCAGCAAGUUGCAAUAGCUGAGAAUGGAGUUCUGGGCGACUUCAUUAUGCGAUAUGAUGUGAACAGAGAAUUGGGAGUUGGUGAUAUUCAGAUUCAAAAUGGGUAUUUUGUUCAUUACUUUGCACCUAAGGAUCUGCCUCCAGUUCCAAAGAAUGUGGUUUUUGUGAUAGAUACAAGUGCUUCAAUGGCGGGGAAAAAGAUCAGCCAGACUAAAGAUGCCCUCUUCACUAUCCUCAAUGAUCUUCGACCCAUUGACCACUUCAAUAUCAUCAACUUCUCUGGCCAUAUUAAGGUCUGGCAACAUGGAAAACUUGUCCCUGUCACAGGGGAGACUGUAAGGGAUGCCAAGAAGUACAUUUACCUGAUGUCACCUUCAGGAGGUACCAACAUAAAUGAUGCGAUCCAAACUGGAUCUAAAUUGUUGAAAGAUUACAUCGCUCAGCAGGACAAGAGUUUGUGGGCUGUGUCAUUAAUAAUAUUCUUGACAGAUGGGCGCCCAACAAUUGCAGAAGUUCAACCUCAUAAAAUCCUAAACAACACAAGAAAGGCUGUUGAAAAGAAGUUCUGCAUCUUCACCUUGGGAAUAGGAAGAGAUGUGGACUACAGGCUCCUUGAGCGAAUGUCACUGGAGAACUGUGGAGUAAUGCGAAGGAUCAAUGAGGACUCAGAUGCCAGCAUCCUACUUAAAGGUUUUUUUGAUGAAAUAGGAACUCCACUCCUCUCAGACAUUCGUGUCGAUUAUUCAGAAGAUUCAAUGGAGUAUGUUACGCAAAAUUUCUUUCCAAACUAUUUCAAUGGAUCUGAGCUCGUAGUAGCAGGGAAACUGACAGAUAACGCCAGUGAUAGUCUUCAUGUCCAAGUUGCUGCAAGCACAAGUGACAAACACCUCAUGCUGGAGGCAGAUGUGAAAAUUAAUGACACAAGGAGAAGUUCAAAUGAUUUCAAGGCUAGAUCCAAAGAUUCUAAGUUCGUCCAAAGGGCAUGGGGCUACUUAGCAAUAAAAGAUCUGCUGAGAAUGCGACUGAAGAUCAGCAAUAGCAAAGUGAAGGAAAUUCUCUCAGAGAAAGCAAAAAAUCUUUCGUUGGAAUACAAUUUUAUCACACCUGUCACUUCACUUCAUGUAAAGAGUUCAGAUGAGCAAAGCAAUGGAUCCUCACAGAGUGUGGUGGAUGAGUCUGAAGUGAAUGAUGAGAGAGCGCAGAGUUUACAGAGAAUAACCAAACCAGAGAGCACUUCCUUAAGAAAGAAAAAGAAAACAGUAGUGGUUUCAAAAACAUCAGCUGAUGGAGAUCCACAUUUUGUUGUUGACUUCCCCUUGGGCAAGUUUUCCAUCUGCUUUAACAUAGAUGGUGAGCCUGGUAAUAUACUGAGAUUGGUGUCUGAUCACGAAGGUUCCGGAGUGACAGUUAAUGGUCAGUUGAUUGGAGCCCCAGCACCUCCAAAUGGGCAUAAGAAGCGACGCACCUAUUUCAGUGCCAUUACUAUAAUUGUCAGUAAACCGGCCCGCUCCUACAUUGAAAUCACACCUCACAAGGUCAUCUUCGACAGCCGAGAUAGAUUCAUCUUAUCUUGUGAUAAAACCAUAGAGGUAGAGAGUGAAGGCUUGAUGGUUUCUGUCGCUGCCAAAUCAAAAGUCACAGUGACAAUACAAGAACACAUCUCCUUUCUCAUCUUGGUCCAUCAGUACAAGAAUCCAGCGCCAUAUCAGAGAGAUCACCUGGGAUUCUAUAUUCUCACCAGUAAGGGACUAUCCUCCAGUGUUCACGGACUCUUAGGUCAGUUCUUAUACAGUGCUGCACGAGUCACAGAAACAGCCCCCAAUACAACUGGACCAGCAAGAUAUCAGAAUCAGACAGAAGCCUGGAGCGAAGGGAGCGAGGUGUCCAAGGGGUCAGCGAUUGUGUUACAUAUGAAAGACAGGCUUGUGCCUGUUGUGAAAAAGCAAAGACGGAUUUACAAUGGGCAACAUCAGGUCAACUGCUGGUUCGCAAAGAAUAAUGCUGUCAAUCUGAUUGAUGGAUCAUACAAAGAUUAUCUUGUGUCACAUCUCUUUCAGACAGCAACAAGCAGUGCAAAUGAACAUUAGUGUAAAUGGGCGGAGCAGAAUAUCAUGUCCAUUUCUCACCACUUUUUGUUAUAAAGCAAUAUUUAGUUGGCUUUUGCAUUGUUACAAAUGUCUUGCUUUGUUUUCCUGGUAACUGCGUAUUUCGUAAGAUUCCAUUGCAGAUGUUCUCCUGAGAGUUCUAUGGAUUAGAAAGAUUUUAAGAGCUCAGUUUCUAUCCAAAAUUUUUGAAGUCACUGUCCAACGAUUUAUUUGUUUUAGCAAAUGAGCAAACUGUUUAUCUCCAGGGGCCGUCCUCAAAUAAGUUGGUGUUGCAGCUUUUGGCAAAAAUAGUUGAUACCCAUUGAAGCAAUAAAAUUAAAUGGCUUUACACAUUUAAACCACCCCUUACAUUGUCUACUUCCCAUCAAGGCUUCCUCAUUUUGUCAGACAGAUCUUCCAACUGGAUUUCCAAAAUAGAGUAACAGACAAUUGGCCUUAAAAUAAAGAUCAAUGAGAUUUGUGCGUGGGUUAGCAGAAGAUACAGGUUUGCAGUGAAAAUGUACACCCAGCAAUUAGAUAUAAACACAUUAGUGUAAAUUUCUCCCAUGGCUGUUUUAACACAGGGUAUUAAGCCAGUUAUUUCAAAUAUACCCAUUAAGACUAGAGCAGGAAAAAGCCAUAGAGAUGCAGUAAAUAUUCAACUGCUAUAUUUUUAGGGGUAAUUCCUAAGUCUAUACGUUACAAAAUACAGUUCACUGCCCUACAGGACUAUCAUUGAAAGAAUAUUUCAGACUCACACAGGAUAUCACCUCGAUAGCAUUUAUAGAAAACCAUUUAGGAGGUUCAGGAGCAACUGAAACUGGAUUUCAGAUAAGAGGUUGCACACAUUUAAUGAAAUGUAUCCGUCAGAAGAUGAUGUAGCUUAUGCAUAUGUAAUAAACUACUAAAGUACAACAAAUGGAGGGUAAGCCAUAGGAUUCUUUGAUUAAACAGAUGUAGUUCUUGAAUGUAGUUCUAAUUAUCGAAACUCAAGGCUAUGAGACCACUGGCUAGUGAAUUGAGUUAUGAAGAAAUAAGGAAGAAAUUUAGACUUUUUUCAAGCAUAAAUGAUGAUGGUGUGACCUUAUUUAAAAUAAUAAAAGACAGAAAAGAAAAAUCCGAAACAUGAUUUCAAACAAAAACUUGGUAGUGAAAUAAAAGGACAAAAGACAGACUAUAUUUUCCAAGAGCAAAAGCAAAGUUGCUGGAAAAGCUAGACCCUUUGUUCCAACUAAUCCAUGCCGAACAUUAUCCCAAACUAAACUAGUCCUGCCUGUCUGUUCCUAGCCCAUAUCCCUCCAAACCAUUCCUGUACAUGACUUAUCUAAGUGUCUUUUAAAUGUUGUAUCUGUCCCCACAGCCAUUAUUUCCUCAGGAAGUUGAUUCCACCAUCUAUGUAAAACAAAUUGCCCCUUGUCUUCUUUAAAUCUUCUAGCUCUCAUCUUAAAAAUGUGCCCCUAGUCUAGUCUUGAAAUUCCCCUUCCUGGUAUUUAAUCUAAGUGGUUUUCUCCCUGACCUCAAUACUAAAAAUAGGAAGUCACUGCACUCUCGAUACUCAUCGUCAUCUCAAAUAUCUGUCUUCAGUUAUAAAAUAAUGUCAGAAAGAAAGCCUUGCAUUUGUAGAGUGUCUUUCACAACCUUAGGAUGUUCCAAAAUGCUUCACAGCCAAUUCCGUUGUUUAGCAAUAUUGGAAACAUAACAGCCAAACUGAGCACAGGAUGCACCCACAAUGAUGAAGCAAUAUAAUAAUGACCAACUAAUCUGUGUUUAAUGAUGCCCAUUAGGGGCUACAACUGACCAUAGCACUGAUCAAACCCCACUGCUCUUCCUCAAAGUAGUCCCUUGGUAUCUGUUAUAUCCACCUUAGGGCAUACUGUCUCAUCUGAAGAAUGCAUAUCUGAGAGUGUAGCUCUCCGUCAGAACUACCCCGCAGUGUUAGCCUAGCUGUUUGUCCUUAUGUUGCCAGAGGGGGAUAUGAAUGUACUACCCAGUGAUAUGAGUGUUGUCCAUUGAGGCGUAUCCAAUACGUGAGUUUAUAGUUAGGAUCUAAAACCAGUGUGCUUUGGGAAGGCUGCUUACUUCUUCUGGAUACAUUGUACUUGAAAAUGUCUGAUCCUGUGGAUAUUUUUAAGUUCUCUGUGGCCAAAAAUACCAGGCAGUGUGCAAACAAGAGGAACGCAAGACCAGCGCACCAACAUGGAUUCUAUUUAAUUGUACCUGCUCUCUAAAAUGGCCAUGUUAAAUGUGAAAACAAUUGUCCAGAAUUUUGAAUGUACCAGUGGGGAUUCAAUUCAUUCUGUCAGGGAAGCUUGCAGAAUGAGAGCAGAGAAAGGAUGGAACCAAUAGAAAAUAAGGCAUAGCAAUUCUUCGCUGAAGUCAUCAUGUGAAAAGAUUAUUUCAUAAUACUGAAAGAAUGUGCGCUCAUUGAAUCCAACAGCCCUGUGAUCAUACUGAAAAAAAAUUAUGAUAGAUAUUGUCCAAUUCACAAGAACAGUAACACCAAAGAAUAAAAGAAAAUGCAAGAGCUUCUUAAUAGAUUUGUUUUGUGCUAAUGUUCCUGCUUCCCUGGGAAAUAUGCAAAAGUUGUAUUGAACAACAUCAGUAAUAUGCCUCUAAUGUGGCAAAAAAUUUCAAGAAAAUUCAGAUUAGGAAAUCAAGCAGAUAACAUUGGCUGACUCUUGGCAGAUUUCUCAGUAUGAGUCCUUGUGAAUUUUUGCAUGCUAGGGUACCUUAUGCUAAGGCAUGCUCGGACCAUGCCUUAUGAGCAAUGUACCUAUGGUGUUCCACUCAUCCAAUGCCAGCUCAUCUAAUUCUCUCACUCACCAUAGACAGAAGUUCUCACCACCGCUGAUAUAAUCUGGGACUGUUGGCACCAUGCCAUAUUUAAAACACCUUUGUUCACCUGGUCAGUCAUUGACAGCCCAGAGCUACCUUGCAUGGUUUGUGAUAUAUUCCUUGGAUAAAGGGAUAUUGGGCUGCGUUUUUUGGAUAGUGGCCUGAAGGUCCUGAAGGACAUCCUGUUCCCCCCAGGAUCAGUAGAGGACUGGCAUUGACUUUGUCUGGUCCAAGAUUGCUACCCGGGUCAGUGCAGUUUCCACAGUUCAGAGAAACACUCUGUAAUGCCAUGAGAAAAUCAAUGACCAGUUAUAUGCUACUAUUUUCUCUCUAAUACCUCACAACUCACUCUGUCACUAUACCCACCUCCCACCAAAGUUCAUGCUCUACCACUCCCACAAUUGUGUGCACUCACUCCUUUCACUCAUGUUCUCCUUCAAUUCCCCCAACCCUGCCAACACUGCAGAGUCACUGCACUGCCAACUGACUCAUUCAGGGUACUUCACCAAGGUUCCAUACUUGCACCAGUACUACGGUGCAAGUGUGCAGCUCACUUUCAUCUCAGUCAAUGCCUCCCUUUCACUCAUUAAGGCUGAUAGAUAUAGGACAGAUGGUGGGGCAGCCCAGCAUUUGGCUCCUCAUUCCCUGUGAAGAGAGGACCCUGACCCAUAUCAGUGAGGUUACAAUCAGAUCGAACUGUGAACAUAUGAAUAUAGGAGUCAGCUUGUGGGGUUGAAUGACCUGUUUGUACUCCUGGUCCAUACGCUCGUAACCCUCUGGGAUUGGCCUGGUGUCUCCAGGAAUUGCAGAUGAGCCUUUCAAACACAUUACUGCAUGAAACACUGGAGAAGAAAGUCACAGGGACGUUCAAAAAGUGGGCUAUGUUUAAUAUUUUCUUUGAAUAUUUCUCUUUAGCUGACAUAAAAUUAUUGAAAAUGCAGGGAAGAAAGCCCUUUUAGAAUCAUUGAGAGAUAUAGCAUGGAAACAAACCCUUCAGUCCAACUCAUCCAAGUUGAUCAGAUGCCCUAAACUGAUCUAGUCCCAUUUGCCAACAUUUGGCCCAUAUCCCUCUGAUUCAUGUAUAUAUCCAGAUGCCUUUUAAAUGUUGUAAUUGUACCAGCCUCCACCAUGUCCUCUGGCAGCUUGUUCUAUACAUGCUCCACCAUCUGCAUGAAAAAGUUGCCCUUCAGGUCCCUUUUAAAUCAUUCUCUUCUCACCUUAAACCCAUGCUGUCUGACUGUCAAGAAACAUUCAGUUGGGUAAUAAGACUUAUUAUUUUCUAAUCCAUGCAGGAAGGAGAUGUGCUAGAAGCUUGGCUGUGUGCAACAACAUAUUGACUGGCUUUUGGGGCAUGCCUUGUGAUGAAUCCCCCGGGAAUACACUUAGUCAUAGUUGGCAACCUAUCUUUCCAAUCUUGCACAGAAACUUGAAUUUCCUAAUGCAACUCAGCCAAGUGUCAGGGUAUUGCAAAUAGCUGCAUUUUCAAAAUGUUUUGAAAAGUCAGCCUUGAGAUUUGUGGAAUUUUCUGCUAAAACAUUGUUAAAAUACUUGAGUCUCUGUAAAACAGUUCCACAUUUUGUAUUUGUAACUUCUAAAAUUCAGGAUAAGUUUCUCUAACAGGCAAUAUUUAACUUUCAAAAGAAAAUGUAAUGAGGAAUUCAUAGGCAAUAAAAUAGUGACUUCCCAAAUUGUUGUUCCUCCCCACGAUAAGAUUGUUAAAGAAAUGAUCCGUCACAACUAGCACUGAUUUCUACAGGACUGGACGUUGCAGACCAAAGUGUCAGAUGGUCAAUAGAAAUGCUGUCCUUAGGAGUCAAGAGUCGCUGAAUAGAGUUCAGAUCUCCAGAUAUUUACAUGUAUUUGGAAACUAGUGUUCAAUGGAAGUGUUGUCACAAGUUAUCCAGCAGGAAAAAAAUGGAAAUUGUAUGCACAUAAUUUGAAUGAAAAAUAGAUUUGCCUUUGUGCAAAUAUCACCAGCAUUUCCUUCCUUCUUAUAGGUUGAAAUUGUAAACCUUGAAAUCCAUGCUUUCAGUAUGUGUUUUCAGUGCCAAUAUCUUAUUUAACACACAAACAAAUAACAAAAUUAUUAUUCAUCUACAAAAUCAGAAAUGGAUCUAUCUAAAGCAGAGCUUCUGAAAGUAUAGAUUAGAACCUCAAGAGGGGACAGAAGCAAAUAGUCACCAUGUAUCUCCACAUUCUCUGAUGUCCCUUGUUCUCAGGCUUUUCAAGACCCACAUUGCUCUGAAUUCUCACAGAGGGGCCACAACAAUUUUCAAGCCUUACAAUGGGGAAUGGUUUGAGAAACUCUGUUCAUAUAUUAUAUAACAAGGUGUCGAGCUUCUUCAGAAAUGGAGCAGGAAAGCACCAUUUCUGGCCUGGACCCUUCUUCCCCAUUUCUGACAGGUCCAGACCUGAAACGUCAGCUUUCCUGCUCCUCUGAUGCUGCUUGUCCUGCUGUGUUCAUCCGGCUCCACACCUUAUUAUCUCAGAUUCUGCAGCAUCUGCAGUUCCUACUGUGCCUGCUCAUAUAUUGUCUAUUUGUGCAGGAUGUACAUUUCAAUGGAACACACAAUUGCAUAGAAAAGCUGGAGUCAGGUCCAAACAAUUUCUGUCAGCUACUGAAUAACGAAGAACUUAAGGUUUUACACUCAUGUGCAUUCAUAAGGGAGCAUGGUGGCUGAGUGGUAUUAUCACUUGAUUAUUAAUGCAGAAACUCAGCUAAUG
Messenger RNA from Stegostoma tigrinum, 8545 nucleotides. RefSeq names its product inter-alpha-trypsin inhibitor heavy chain 5 (gene itih5). NCBI's taxonomy places the organism in Eukaryota, Metazoa, Chordata, Chondrichthyes, Orectolobiformes, Stegostomatidae. The transcript is spliced from 14 exons. Gene Ontology annotation, molecular function: serine-type endopeptidase inhibitor activity. Bases 179 to 2989 code for a protein of 936 amino acids. The record is from RefSeq and is a predicted model, not a curated record. Gene Ontology annotation, biological process: hyaluronan metabolic process.